AUGCAAUACCUUAGAAAUAUAGAAAAGAGGCUCGACACCUUGGCAGUGGACAAGAACAACUUGUGGGCCGAUGGCAGGGCCGUCUUGAACUGGAAGGACGAGCGGCCCAUUGUGAACGAAGGGCCGGAAUCGACCGCAUUACGUGCCUAUGUACGCAACGUUGAGAACUUCUACAGCACUAGCGUUGUUAAAAAGGCUGAAGAGAAGCGCAAAUCAAUAUUACAGACCCUCAACUUCGACCAGCUUCAUGAACGCGAGCUCGCAAUUCCCGAGGCGCACCGAAGAACGUUUCAAUGGAUCUUCAGCUCCAAUAUGGACCAAGGGCGGAGUUUUCUGGAGUGGCUGCGUACCCAGAACGGCGUCUUCUGGAUCAAUGGAAAGGCUGGUUCUGGGAAAUCAACCUUGAUGAAGUUCAUCACCGAGCAUAGGAUCACCAACAACUGUUUGGAGGAGUGGGCGGAUCCUUUCGCCUACAAGCUUGCUAUCGCGAAGCAUUAUUUCUGGAGUCCCGGAGUCACGAUCCAAAAAUCCCAGGAGGGUUUGCUCCGCUCUUUGCUUCUCCAGAUCCUCAACCAGCAUCCAUACCUUAUCGAGUCUGUCUGCGAGGACCGCUGGUCUGCUGACUAUACCGAAAGUUUCACUCCUUGGACUUGGGCUCGUCUUUCAAAGGCUAUGAUGGCUUUGGCCCAACCAAAAAAGCACGGUCAAGCUGCCAAACCAGGCAGGAUUCUCAGAAUCUGCCUCUUCAUCGACGGACUGGAUGAAUACGAGGGUGACCACACUGAUCUGAUAGAAUUUCUAUUCCGCCUAUCCAGAUCACCUAACGUCAAAAUCUGCACAUCCAGCCGGGCUUGGAUAGAGUUCGCGGAUGCAUUCGACAGCAGCCAAUGGAAGAUGUGUAUGCACGAACUGACGAGCCCUGACAUCCGUCAAUUUGUCCAAGACAGCUUGGAGGGACAUGCAAGAUUCAAGAGGUUACAGAUCAGAUCUAGAGAUGCAGCGUCCGACUUGAUAAGGAGGAUCAUCAGCAGAUCCGAAGGAGUCUUUCUCUGGGUGUACUUGGUCGUUCGCUCUCUGCUACGAGGCCUUCGAAAUGAGGACAAUCUCUCGACAUUACGACAAAGAGUAGAUGCUCUCCCUUCGGAUCUUGAGAAGUUUUUCGAACGGAUCCUCAGCUCAGUGGAGGACAUUUAUCGGGAGCGAGCAGCACGACUCUUCCUUACGCUAUCCUACGCGAGGAGAUCGUUUCCCGUAUUCACAUUUCUCUUCUUCAACUUCGACCAACAACCUGUUGAAGCCCAGGCACAGGAGCUGGCAUUUCUCGGCGACUGGCCGCGUGUGGACUCGGCGCCUCUAGAUACCCUGUUGACAAAGAAACGGCAGCUGAUCGCUCAGUGCAAGGACAUGAUCCACAUCGCACCAGAUUCUCAUGCGCCAGUGCUGUUUGGCGAGAGGGUAUCAUUUUUGCAUAGGACCAUUGUCGACUAUAUCCAUACGGAGCAAACCUCGGCAUACUUGCACCAGCUUGCCGGCGAUUUUGACCCCAGAACCCUUCUUUUCGACGCAUAUCUCGGCCAGAGCAGAGCGCUG
Cryphonectria parasitica EP155 is the source of this 1590-nucleotide messenger RNA. RefSeq lists its product as uncharacterized. NCBI's taxonomy places the organism in Eukaryota, Fungi, Ascomycota, Sordariomycetes, Diaporthales, Cryphonectriaceae. The transcript has a single exon. The annotation marks the transcript as partial. The record is from RefSeq and is a predicted model, not a curated record.